Molecule: messenger RNA, 819 nt
Organism: Gossypium arboreum
Lineage: Eukaryota; Viridiplantae; Streptophyta; Magnoliopsida; Malvales; Malvaceae
Product: protein MODIFYING WALL LIGNIN-1-like
Exons: 3
Coding region: 56-709 (217 amino acids)
Source: RefSeq, a predicted model, not a curated record
AAAAAACAAUUGGGUUGGAAAGGAAACAUGGUAUCUCUCUCCUUCCAAGCAAUGAAUGAAUUGUUCGGAAGAAAAGCAAGGCAUGCAUGAACAUAGGCCGCCCACCACCUCUUCUUACUUCUUACCUCCAACAAAAAAAAUCAAGUGGCCACCAGCUGCCAUGGCAAAAACAGCUCCAGUUGGUUGCGUCUUAAUCUUCUUUGUCAUUGCCUCCCUUGGCCUUGUCUCCUUUGCUUUGUGUCUUGUUGCAGAGGCUAAGAGAACCAAGGCCGAAGAUGUCAAGUUGGAUGGAAAGCUAUGUCAUUUACCUACAAGUCAUGUCUUUGGAAUUGUAGUUGCCGCACUAAUCUGUCUCUCAAUUGCUCAAAUCACAGGGAGCGUAGUAGUGUGUGCAAAUUACUGGUGGAGCUCCAGAGGGAAGGUCAGAAACAGAAAGGCCAAGAAACCGGUUCUAUUUCUUACAGCAUUUUCCUGCAGGGUGAGCUUUGGAGGUGCAGUGAUUCUAAUGAGUGCAGCCACGAGUAUGAAUAGAAGGCAGCCCUACGGAGAAGGAUGGUUGGACGGGGAAUGCUACGCAGUUAGAGGCGCCGUGUACAUAAGCGCUGGACUUUUAAACCUGGUUGCAAUCUUCGCCUUGCUUGGAGCAGCCGCCGUCAUGAAAACCACCAAUCCAGUUGAUCAAGGCCUCAAAGUAUAUGCACACAAUUAAUUAAUGCAUCACAUAAUAAACAAUAUAUACAAGAUAGAAUUGCAAUUUUUGGAGGGUUUAAUUUUGUCCUCAGGAAUAUUAGUAAUUGAAAUUUAAUUCCCAAUUGAGAA